GUGUCGACUUUGAGCGUUGUUAACUCACAGUAUGUUCUUGUAGGCUAUUUUCUUGAAAAUGACAAAUAUUACCCAGAAUGCAUUGCUUUCUACAGUAUAUUACUGUUUUAAUGGAAAAUGAUUUUUUACUUUUUUUACAGCAAGGUUUAACAUAUAUGUGUGUGUGUGUGUUUGUGUGUCCUCAAGGGAAAAAUAAUAAAAAUCUCUUUCUGUUUCAAGAAGUGCCUACUUUUGUUACACUUUCAUUUUCUCAUAAAAACACUCCCCUUAUGAGAAACUAUAAAAUGGGCACUUGAAACAGACGUUAUUUCAUUCUCCUCCGGAUCAAAGAUGGAUCUGCAAAUCUCAGUUUUUCUUCUCUUCAUUCUUUUCACUGCAGGACACUCUCUCAGCUGUUAUGAGUGCAAGAGUGUGACGGGUUCUUGUGCAGAUCAGAAGCUAAAAACAUGUCCUAGUGGAUUUUCUCAGUGCUCGAGUACAACAGCUGUGGCACAAAUUAGUUACUUUAGUACUAAAGUGAAGGCUAAAGAUUGUAUUCCUGCCUGUCAAAGUGGGUCCUUGAACUUAGGAUAUGUAAAGUCGACUAUUUCCUGCUGUGACACAGACGAGUGUAACGUCCAAGAUGCUCCAGAUCCCUCUAACAUCCCCAAUGGAAGGAAAUGUUACUACUGUGAUAUUCUGAGCUGCUCAAACAAAUUGAUCUGUACAGGGGACGAAGACCACUGCAUUACAGCAACAUGGAUUUUUGGAGGCCGGUCAAUGGCACUGAAAGGCUGUGCCUCUAAAUCACUUUGUGAUGGCAUAGAAUUUGAUCUUGGUGUUGUGAGCUUCUCAUGUUGUGAGGGGAACCUGUGUAACGGUGCUCAGAGAGUCGACCAGAGAUGGGAGCUUUAGCACAAUUCACUGGUGAGUCGAUCAAGCUGUGGAUAACCUACCGAAGGAGACAGUCGUGUACUUUUACAUGAGAGAAGGCAUACGUCGCCACCACAGACGCGUGACACCAACGUCUGAGAAGUAUGUCACCACAACAACAAAAAAAAAAUCUUAUCUUUUUUUUAAAAAAAAUUUUAAUAGUUUUUCUUAUCUUUCCUUUGUUAUGUUUCUUUUCAGUCAUUGUUAACUUUUUAUUUUACUUUUCUGUGUUCUGAUGACAUUGAAUAUAUUCUUGAUACAUAUUGUGUAGCAAUUGUAUAAAAGUUGUAUGUUAUUAAUGUCAUCUACUGUUUACAAGCAUAAUAAAAAAAAUAUUAA
This is a messenger RNA of Megalobrama amblycephala (Wuchang bream), 1251 nucleotides long. RefSeq names its product phospholipase A2 inhibitor gamma subunit B-like. The transcript has 5 exons. Bases 331 to 894 code for a protein of 187 amino acids. The record is from RefSeq and is a predicted model, not a curated record. Lineage: Eukaryota; Metazoa; Chordata; Actinopteri; Cypriniformes; Xenocyprididae.